This is a messenger RNA of Lytechinus pictus (painted urchin), 2805 nucleotides long. RefSeq lists its product as uncharacterized. The coding region runs from base 89 to 670 and encodes 193 amino acids. The transcript has 3 exons. The record is from RefSeq and is a predicted model, not a curated record. NCBI's taxonomy places the organism in Eukaryota, Metazoa, Echinodermata, Echinoidea, Temnopleuroida, Toxopneustidae.
GCGUGUACGGAUUAUGCAAAUUAGCUUUAAUGUAGAAUAUAACGGUACUUCGUACUAAUCUCUUGGAACUCCUUUGCACACUCUCAUUAUGGAACAAUGGCUAUGCACGCGUUGGAACGCAUUUGGGGUUUUGACGCCUCGCCUAACUCCUGUUUUAUUUUUUAAAUUCACAGGUACGAAACCGUUUGAAAAGUUGUCUGAGGAACUAUCAAAAACCAGACUGUUGAAUGACAUGAAGAAAAUGUCUCCUGUUGACCAGACCAGUUCAGUCGAGGCCUUUCAUAGUGUGAUGCUCUAUUGGUGUCCUAAGAUGCUGGCCUACUCAUAUGCCGGGAUGAAGUGCAGAUUACAUCUUGCCGCCUUGCACUGGAAUGAGAAUGCUGGUCGAAGUCAUGCAACUAAGGCAGAUGGGACACCUAUGUACCGUAUCAAUUACCCCAAAGCCAAAGAAGGCGGCCACACAGUUUCCAAAGUGUUGACAGCUUGCACAUUCAAUUAUGUGAGAACACUCAUGGAAGAGACAAUGCAACUAGUGUCUGGAAAACAAAAGAUCCGGUCUACCAUCCCAGAACUGGAGGGAAAGCCACCAUUGUGCUCAGGAGUUGAUCGUCCAAGUAAAGCAGAGGCCAUUGAUCAGUUACAGGUACAUCGUCGAUUUUCAAAGGAGUAGAGAUGACAUUGUGAACAUUAACCUAUCUAUUCCUGGAAGGAAAGCUCUCAAACAAGUACCUGUGGCACCCUGUGAUUCCUACCUAUUGUUGGAACUAUUUUGCUCCUGUCAGGAUUCUAUGUACAUGAUACAUCUAUAUGUAAUGUUUGUAGAUUGAUGGAAAAUACAAGUGCUAAUUCAAAUUUAUAUCAUUUGACAUGAAAACAAUUAUGAGAAUUUAACGAAGGAAAAUAUGCCUAAGUCAAAUCUUUUGGGCCCACAGCCAUCUAUUUUUCUUUUUUACCUUUAAUUGGUAUAUUGCACAUUAUUUUCCAUAAUACAUGUAUGUUCUAUGGAAGGCUGAACCAUACAAAAUUACCUGUAUUUGAUAUCUGAUUCAUUGACAUCUUUAAAAUCAUAGUCUUUACAGUGUUCCUUUGCAAUAUACAUUUACACUGUAUGUGUACAUAUUGACAUUGUUUUGACACAUUAUGGCUUGACAUUGAAGCUGGAGUUAAUCUUUGAAUAAGUAUUGAUGCAUUUCCUUUAACUUGCCAAAAUUAGACAAGUUGCAAUAAUACGAUAUGUUCAUUGAGAUUGACAUCAUUUAUAUUUUCAUUAUGGAAGGCUUCAUAAAGAAUUUGGCUGUCCUUCCUAAUUCUUGUUUGAUGAAAUAAGUUUGUGGUGAGCUGCCUGAUGUAUGUUCAUUGCGAGAUGAUCAUAACUUGACUUUUGCCAUCUUUGCAGUGUCGUUCUGCAUCGUUUAUAUAAAUUGUCAUUUCAAGUUGGAGCUUGAUGCAAUUGAAACUGGAGUUUAUCUUCAAAUGGUAUGAACAUGUUUAAAAAUGACAAUUCCCUCUAACUUGCCAGAAAAGUCUUACUCAUGUUGCAAUAAUAUGAUAUAUAUUCAGUGAGAACUCAUUUAUAUUUUUAUCAUAGUAUUUAAUUAGCUAUUGCCAAAUGAAUGAUAAGGGUCUACAAUCAUGUAUGCAUUAGCUGCUAUUUUUCCACCUUGUUUGUAAGAUGACUUAUGCUUUAUAUUUUUAAAAGAUUGUCAGAGUUUUUGAAGUGAUAAAGUUCUGAAUCAUUACUGCACUAACUAUCUCCAGUGGUGAAAACAUGUUUGUCAUUAUAUGCAUUUUAUUUGUAAUUUGAUGAUUCAAAAAGGGGAGUUUUUGCAAGAAAGGUCUCCAGAUUUUGUUUCUCAAGUCAGUUUGAUGGUACAUUUGUUAAAUUUUUGUUGAAGGUGGAAUACUGAUUGUUCGAUAUAAACACUUUUUUUCUAGACUUAGAGCAGUAUUUAGACUAGUAGAUUUACACUAUGUACAUGUAUGUUUAUGUAAAGAUUAUCUGAUUCAAUGGACUCUGAAGUUUAUUCUUAUGCUUUAUUAGGAAGCAGUAAGUACUAUUCAUCUCAAGAUCUGAACCUUAUCAGAAAGUAUGCUUAGAAACUUUUGAUGUUUUAGUUUUUUGUUUGUAUUAUAUGUAAAAAGAAUUAUGUUAGGUGUACUUCAUUAGAUGCUUGGUUCUUUUCAACACCAUUGCUUUACUUGUACUUCUCAACCUCAAUAACUUGACAGGAAUUGUCGAGAUGUUGGAUUAGUUGAAAAAAAAUGUAGGGAUUAUAAAAAAAGUUGUUUGACAGUAUGCUUGGUACUUUUCAACACUUUUAUUGUACGUGUAUAUGUACUCAUCAAUUUUAUUUGCAUUAUUACAGGCCUUGUUUUGCAUUAACAAAAUUAUGCUAGUUAGUACUUGCAGUGGCAGAUCCAGGGGGGGGGGGGGGGGCUUCUGAUCAGUGCCCUCCUUUGGAGAGUCAAUAUUUUCAAUGUGUAUAAUAAUUAUUUCGUUUCUUUUUCUCGUCAAAUUUUCCUUGGGUAAAAUGUGCCCCCUUUUUGGAAAAUCCGGGGUCUGCCCCAAGUACUUGCAUACAUGCAUCUUGUGGUCAUCAAAAUUCAUUGCUGUACAAUUACUUUUCAGUGUUAGUAUCUAUAUCAAAAAAAUUUUCAUAGCCUUUGGAAAAGAAGUUGGUUUCUUGUCAGUCUGUUCUUUUUCUAUAUUGAUGAUUUGAUAUUACAUUUGUUUUGACCAAGACUUACAUAUAUAUUUUGUUUUCAUCGCCAAUAAAAAGUUGUGCAUUUAGAGAAACACAUCUG